AUGUCUUACCAACAGCAGCAGUGUAAGCAGCCUUGCCAGCCUCCUCCUGUGUGCCCACCCCAGAAGUGCCCUGAGCCUUGUCCUCCCCCAAAGUGCCCUGAGCCUUGUCCUCCUCCAAAGUGCCCUGAGCCUUGUCCUCCUCCAAAGUGCCCUGAGCCUUGUCCUCCUCCAAAGUGCCCUGAGCCUUGUCCUGAGCCAUGCCCUGCUCCCUCAUACCAGCAGAAAUGUCCUCCUGUGCAACCUCCUCCACCAUGCCAGCAGAAGUGUCCACCCAAGAGCAAGUGA
Mastomys coucha (southern multimammate mouse) is the source of this 285-nucleotide messenger RNA. Its product is annotated as small proline-rich protein 2D-like. The coding region runs from base 1 to 285 and encodes 94 amino acids. Lineage: Eukaryota; Metazoa; Chordata; Mammalia; Rodentia; Muridae. The record is from RefSeq and is a predicted model, not a curated record. The transcript has a single exon. Gene Ontology annotation, cellular component: cornified envelope.